Molecule: messenger RNA, 957 nt
Organism: Cavia porcellus (domestic guinea pig)
Lineage: Eukaryota; Metazoa; Chordata; Mammalia; Rodentia; Caviidae
Gene: Nol3
Product: nucleolar protein 3
Exons: 4
Coding region: 192-815 (207 amino acids)
Biological process (GO): negative regulation of release of cytochrome c from mitochondria; negative regulation of intrinsic apoptotic signaling pathway; negative regulation of extrinsic apoptotic signaling pathway
Cellular component (GO): mitochondrion
Molecular function (GO): cysteine-type endopeptidase inhibitor activity involved in apoptotic process; death receptor binding; caspase binding
Source: RefSeq, a predicted model, not a curated record
CAGCUGCUGCACCAGUCCCCAUCCCGCUCUGCCCUUUCUGCACUGUCAUCUCCUGCCCCGCUGAGGCAGGACCCGUGAGUGAGGCCGCCGGAACCGGGAUCCUCUCUCUACUGGAGGGGGAGGGAAGGGAAACAGAUUGGACAGAAUCCGUGCCUCACCAUCAGCCGCAGCUCUCGCAGUGCAGCCCCAACAUGGGCAAUGUGCAAGAGCGGCCGUCGGAGAUUAUAGACCGCGAGCGGAAACGCCUAGUAGAGACUCUGCAGGCAGAUUCCGGGCUGUUACUGGACGCACUGGUGGCGCGGGGCUUGCUCACCGGGCCGGAGUAUGAGGCGCUGGAUGCACUGCCUGACGGCGAGCGCAGGAUACGCCGCUUGCUGCUGCUGGUGCAAAGCAAGGGCGAGGCUGCCUGCCAGGAGCUACUGCGCUGUGCCCAGCAAACCGUGCACACACCAGACCCUCUCUGGGACUGGAAGCACGUGGGCCCGGGCUACCGCGACCGCAGCUAUGAUCCUCCAUGCCCAGGCCACUGGACGCCUGAGGCACCCAGUUCUGGGACUGCAUAUCCUGGGUUGCCCAGAGCUUCAGAUAAUGAGGAAGCCAGGGAUCCAGAAGGCUCUGGGGCCGUGCAACCAGAGAUUGCAGAAGAGCCAGAUCUGGAAGCUGAGGCCUCUGAAGAGGCUGAGCCGGGCCAGGAACCUGAGAUGGAUCCAGAGCCAGAGCCAGAACCUGAACUGGAACCAGAGCCUGAUCCAGAGCCAGAGCCAGAGCCGGAGCCAGAGGACUACCAGGAAGGGGACGAAUCUGAAGAUUCCUGAAGGCCGGAGUGCUGACCUGUCUUUCUCACCUCAGCCCAAGCCAGACAGACAGGACCUGGCAUCCUGCUGGAGCUACAUUUGAUGGUAUCAAGGCUCCAUCUGGCCUGCUGAAAGUGAAUAAACUCCAGGGGCUCAGACUGGA